This is a messenger RNA of Puccinia graminis f. sp. tritici CRL 75-36-700-3, 606 nucleotides long. RefSeq lists its product as uncharacterized. The record is from RefSeq and is a predicted model, not a curated record. Lineage: Eukaryota; Fungi; Basidiomycota; Pucciniomycetes; Pucciniales; Pucciniaceae. Bases 1 to 606 code for a protein of 201 amino acids. The transcript is spliced from 2 exons.
AUGAAGACCAUCCUUGACUCGCAAAGCCCUCGCUUUCUCCAACAGCUGCCCGAGGACUACAGCGAGAAUUGCACGUGGCUCGCCUCCUUUGAUAAUAUCAUACGACAACAGCUCAAGGCUGAAAAAUUCAAGCUCUCCACCAUAAUUCAGUCCAACUUACCACCUCCACCAGCAAAAGUCCCCCCAAUUUUGAAACUCGUCUCCUCCGUGUACAUUGCCAUGCACCCCUGCUACAAAAACACACCAGAAGCGAGGGUCUAUGCAGAGGUUCCGCCGCCUGCAAGGGCCCGACUUGCGUAUAUCAGGUUUAUGAUCCACCUCAAUCAUAUCCAACGAGAGGGUAAGCAGAAGGGUGAAACCCCCACCAUCUGGCAUCAAAUCAAUGAUGACCUUAACGCACGAGUAGGCCGAACCCGCAUGUACAGAUAUGCCUUUGGGCAGAUAAUUCUAGCAAAAGACAAGCGACUGUGGGAUGGUGCGACAACGUUGGACAAGGUUGACCCGGACGACUGUGCCCUCCCGACAGAGGAUGAAAUUGCUGCUGAGAUUGCCCGACUCGGUGGAGAUCAAUCCACUCAAGCGGCACCCACUACUACUGCUACCUGA